AUGGGCGUGCCGCUCCCGCCGCCGGACGACUACCCGCACUGCCUGCGCUGCCAGCUGCACCGCCGCAUCUGGACGUCGUCGGUCGGCGAGCUGCUGCGCCACUUUGAUGGGAGCGGCGGGACGAGCAGCGGCGGCGGGCUCGGGGCUGUCUUCGUAAAGCCUCUCGACCGCAGGAAACGCUUCACAGGGUUCGUGGUGGCGCAGCCGGACGACCUGGCCUCGCACGGCCUCACGCGACGCGCGGAGCGGCUGCUGUGCGCCUCCGCCGUCCGCUGGCUCACGGAGUGGCGCGUGUACGUCGCCGAGGGCGAGGUCCUCGCGUGCUGCAACUACGCCGGCGACCCGGCUCUCCAGGUGGAAGCGACCGUAGUGCAGGAAGGCGUCGCUGCAAGGAGUGCUGCGCCUGGAUGCCCCGCGGGCUACGCGCUCGAUUACGGCGUGCUCGACCCGGGGGAUGCCCCGCGCGCCUGA
Emiliania huxleyi CCMP1516 is the source of this 471-nucleotide messenger RNA. RefSeq lists its product as hypothetical. The record is from RefSeq and is a predicted model, not a curated record. Lineage: Eukaryota; Haptophyta; Isochrysidales; Noelaerhabdaceae. Bases 1 to 471 code for a protein of 156 amino acids. The transcript has a single exon.